Messenger RNA from Hydractinia symbiolongicarpus, 1990 nucleotides. RefSeq lists its product as uncharacterized. Bases 2 to 1990 code for a protein of 662 amino acids. The transcript is spliced from 4 exons. The record is from RefSeq and is a predicted model, not a curated record. NCBI's taxonomy places the organism in Eukaryota, Metazoa, Cnidaria, Hydrozoa, Anthoathecata, Hydractiniidae. Gene Ontology annotation, molecular function: ubiquitin-protein transferase activity.
GAUGGCUGGUGAUGAAGGAGAACUGAGAAAGAUAAUCAGAGAGGAAAUUGAAAAUAGCAACAGAACAAAUAACACUCCACGUCAUAUAUAUCGUAGAACUCAAGGACUUAUUAAUGAUGCAGUACACAGUUGCGCUCGUGAUUUCAGAAGUAGUUUUUCACCCAGCACUUCAUCGGCAACAACAAGCUCCAGCUCACCAUCUGCUACUACUGCUGUGUAUUUACCUGGAACUUUUAAGAAAAAGCAAAAAUUUUCACCAGGACACCCAUACCGCCUUACAGCUGUUCAAUCCAAAAAAAAAAGUGAUGUUACUAAGCCAUUGAAAUCUGUUGAAGUUUGGCUUCUUGAUGUCCAUGGAUUUGAGGAUUCAAAUCCAGUGGAGGAAAGACCUUCCUUUGGUGAAGGCGGUUUCUCCGAAAUUAAUUUUAGCGAAGAAAUGGUAAUUUUAAAGGGAACUGUUCAGUUAAAUCCUCUUGAAACUUUUGAGACGGCUAUCAGACAAUCUUUGUGUGAAGUAUUUAGUCGCAAGUUUACGCUCAUCUCACCAAGUGAUUUUUUUUACGUUAAAAGAGAAAGAAAUAAGCUAGUUUGCUUAGAAACAGGACCUGGUCACUCUUGGGGUUUCCAAAAUUUAAGAAGAUUAUGGGGACAAGGAAAACUAUAUUGUGUGUUAAAAGGACAUUAUAGAGACCUUGUAAUUGGAGACAAUGACACAAAAGAAAAAGAAAUUGUUAAGAUAGAGGAGGAGGAAUGUGAUAAAAAGAACGAUGACUUGCAAAAACCUUGCUGCUCCCGUACAGAACUGCCCUCAGCGACAUCCGAAGCUACAUCAAGUUUGGUUUCUGAUGCAGAACAACUAGUGAAUGAAUUGCUGGAAGCUGAUGAUAGAAAGAAAAUUGUACCAAAGUUUGAAUCUCUGGAUGAAGUUGUUGAUUAUUUUGAUAAAAAAAUGACAGGAGAUAAGGAACGGUUACGUUUAAAAGCAGAAAAUGCAUUGGAAGAGGCAUUGUGUUAUUACAAGUCUGGCAACUUUGAUGCUGCAUCUAAAAUUGUAAUAACAUACAAAGGCCAACCAGCUGUGGACACUGGUGGUAUUUUACGCCAGUUCUAUACCGAUGUCUUUGCUCAAAUGGUUACUGGAAUGGAAGAUAUUCCACCAUUAUUUGAAGGAAAUGACAGAAGAAAACUUCCAAUUUACAGUGCUGCUGCAGUGCUAUCAGGGCUGUAUGAAAUUGUGGGCAAGAUCAUGGCUCAUGCUCUGUGCUUGUGUGGAUCAGGUUUUGGAUAUUGUUCACCGGCUGUGUACAAAUUUAUUGUUACUGGAGAUAUAUCAGAGGUGACAAACAGUAUCUCACCAGAGGAUGUGUUUAAUCUUUACAUUAAAGACUAUAUUAAGAAAAUAUCUGCUUGUAAGGAUGAUGAAGAGCUGAAACAGAUAUACCAUGAAGAUAAUUUUCAACAGCUUUUGUCUGAUUCGGGCUGCACAAAGCUACUAAAGAUGGAAAACCGCGCUGCAGUCAUGCAGGACGUAAUUUUUAAUGAAGUAGUUGGGAAAAGAUUACCAGUUCUUCAACAAAUCAGAAAAGGAUUGGCUAUACUUGGUGUAUUGGACGUUAUUAUCGAAAAUCCUAAAUUGUUUGAACCACUAUUUGUCUAUGAUCCCAGUCACCUAAAUUUUGAUAAAAUAAAAGCAAAAUUGGACUUUUGCACUAAAGAAUACUCGGAAACUUCAAAGUCAUGGUUAUUAUGUUAUCUUAAGGAUGCUGAUGCUGAAAAAUUUGAAAACUUUCUGCUUUAUUGUACUGGUAGUAUGAUUCUACCUAUGUCUACAAUUAAGGUGAAGUUUGGUAAAUGUAAUCAAAUAUUUGCUUCUACAUGUCUUUUGGAAUUGGUAAUACCAGAAAAUUUUAGUGAUAAAAAGCAACUUUAUUUGUAUAUGGAUACCGUUUUAAAGGACAUUCGCACUGCCAAAGCAUUUUCCACAGUUUGA